AUGUCGAGAAAAUUUGCAGAAAAUCGAGGAAUGGCGGACUCAGACGAUGGAGAUUUAUUAGCUGUUGACCGGGCAGAGGCGCAAGAUUCAAAGGAUGACGAGGAAUCUGAAGACUUGUCGGAAUACAAAGACAUGAUAGAUUGGGAAGGGUUGAGUUUUCCAUUGUAG
Glarea lozoyensis ATCC 20868 is the source of this 168-nucleotide messenger RNA. RefSeq lists its product as uncharacterized. The record is from RefSeq and is a predicted model, not a curated record. The coding region runs from base 1 to 168 and encodes 55 amino acids. The transcript has a single exon. NCBI's taxonomy places the organism in Eukaryota, Fungi, Ascomycota, Leotiomycetes, Helotiales, Helotiaceae.